Messenger RNA from Plasmodium fragile, 1341 nucleotides. RefSeq lists its product as uncharacterized. The coding region runs from base 1 to 1341 and encodes 446 amino acids. The record is from RefSeq and is a predicted model, not a curated record. NCBI's taxonomy places the organism in Eukaryota, Apicomplexa, Aconoidasida, Haemosporida, Plasmodiidae. The transcript is spliced from 2 exons.
AUGCCACCGUUGAUGAAGAUCCCGCCGCUGAGCAGAUCCCCCCCACACAGCCUACUAAGGAUUGUGCUGAAUCCGAGGCAGCAGAGAAAAAAGUACCAAUUUAUUUCCAUCCAAGAAUUCAGCCACAACAAUGUGAUGGGAAAAAUCGCCUGCACAGGUCAGGAAAAAACAGGCACAUGCACAAAAGAGUUGCUGGAAAUUUUACAAAAUGAUGGACUCCCCCCAGUCAUUAUGGACAAAGUGGGUACCUUCACCCGUCUGAAGAAGCAAAAUUUAUUGUAUGAAAGGAUCCUCUUUAAACCAAGCAGCUUUUCCUCUUUGUCUCAUUUUAUGCAGAUGAUGGAAAAGGAAAAUUUACUCAGCGAAUUUGAUAUGUACUUUUUUGAAGAAGAUUUUCAAAAAAUGAAAUUAAAUAGGGACCAAAAUAAAAAGGAAAUUUUUAUAGACAUUAGAGGAGUUGAUCUGGAGAAGAAGCACAGCUCAUUGGGGGGGAUCUCGAGUGUGCAUGGAUCAGUUAAAACGAAAUGUACAAUAACACAAUUGUUCAACAAGUACAAUGUUGAACCGCUACACUACUAUAACAUCCAAAGGUACCAACCGAACGAAGAUCCGUCGUCCUUCCUCAUUGACAGAAGAAGAUUAACAAAGGAGGAGUACACGUACCAGUAUGUGUCGACUAUUUUGCCUUACAUAUGCUUCACCCUGAUGUUGUUUUUCCCUCAUGUACUCAUAUGUUUGUACAUCCCACAUAUGAAGGAGAAAAAUGAGAAGCAGCGAAAAUUGUGCAAAUUAUUUCAAAUUAAGCAGCACAUACACAUGUAUAAAGACAUCAGACCAGAAUAUUUGCAGAACGUUAUUGACAAUAAUGUGAAAACACUUGUUUUUUUUUACAAUAACGAGAUUUUUAUGAAUAUGCGCAUGAAAUCUUUAAUGGUUGAUCUGUCCAAAAUUUUAAAAAAGAAUUCCAUUCCUGUUAAUGUGGUCGGUGUCGAUACAGCUAAGCAUAGUAUUCGCUACGGUGUGGCCAAAGAUUUUGAGGAGGUUCUUUUUCCUGUGAUUUAUUUGAUUUGUCCUUACCACUAUGAUAAUGACAGUGGUGUUUUUCGGAUUGAAGGCCCACUAACCUUGGAGAGCAUUUGCACGCAAAUCGCUCAAUUCGUGCACGUUCCGCGCAACGCCUUCAGUCAAAUGCGGGACCUGACCCGCCUUAGUGACAAGCUACAGAAGUGUAUAUUCGAACACGAAGUCAUGAACCAGAGGAGGGACCCAAUUUUGUACGACUACGGUACGGAGAUAGCCCACUUGUCUUGUCUCCACCUGAAUGGUCAGGUGCCAUUCUGA